UCUCUCUCUCUUUCUCUGCCCCUCUCCCACUCGUGCUGUCUCUUUCUCUCUCAAAAUAAAAUAAUUUAAAACAAUAGAAAAUGUGAGAGAGGGGUGUUAUGGGAUUAUAUACAAUUUACAUGUCACAAACGUGUGUGUGUAUGUGUGUGGAAACGAGAGAGAGCGAUGGCUUCUGGGAAAAAGUGGUACCUGAACUGAAUCUUGAAACACCGGUGGGAAUCCACCCAAGCUGUUCAAGGCAGAGUGGCCAUCUGCAAUUACAUCCCGCCUUCAGAGUAGGUGAAAUUCCAGAAGGCUUUAGAGACUCUGCCCUGGAUUACAGUGCUUCCCCAAACAUCUGUGGACAGGAAACAUUUCUAGAAGAUGUUACUAGAUAGAUGUGCAGAGAGAAAACUGUGAACAACAUCUCUCUACUUUCUGCAUUGCUGGAUUUCUCUGGGGCUUUAAUAUGCUAAUGAGCAUCAAACAGCCAGAUCCUUCUUCUGCUGAGCACAAAUUAUGCUCUCUGCGUUGAAUAGUUUUGGAAAAUGUAUAAAGUGCACUUCUCUAUGAGGUGUGGAGCGAUAAAUCAUUCAGUAACACAUCCUGCCAUCCUGGGUGUAAUUGGUGACCCGGUUGUAAAACCAAACUACAUUGUGCCGAAGACGAUAUGAAUGUGACCGAGUGGGUAAACGACAGCAUGUUAGAUUACUGGACACUUGUCAGUAGUUCGUGCACAAUUCAGUCUUUCUCUGUGUCGCAUCUGAACGCCUCUCACCCAGGCUUUAUUCUGUGUCACUGGACUGCAGUAGAGACAACCUGGCUUAGCAGCAUGUGCCAUGGACAGAGGAUACAUAUUGGCUCCAUUCGUGGAAACCUCCAAGAGCGGAGCCUAUUUUUUAUUCAUUACGCUACGGGCUGUUGCAGAGACCCAGCAAGAGGUGGCACGGAGGGACAGGCAGUGGCAGUCUCGGGGACUUGAGAUUUCAUCCUCCAGGUAGUAGGAAGCCUUCGGAGACUCUUAACCAGUGGCAUGUGAUGAUCAGGGUGGACAACUGUGGCCUGCAGUUCCCGGACAGCCUAAUGUGGGAGCAAUGCGCCACAGAGCUCAGUUUGAAUCCCGGCUGUCAACGACUUAGAGCCAUGGCCCUGUGCCAUUCCCGCAGCCCACCGUGUCCAGCUACAGACCACCCUCCUCACGCAUCAACACAAGGUCAAUGGUAGCCUAAAGCGGCAUCACAACGGUUAUGUCGUUCCCGUGCCUUCAUCUCGUCACGUGCGCGUUUUAUCAUCUCCCGUCACCACAAGAAGCGAACGUACAGUCACAUAGAGAAAGAAUCUCAAUUAUCUGGGCUACUCUGAGCUACGUGAACAUUGCUGAGAACAGUCAAGAGCCCCAAGAAACAAUUUGCCCCCCUGCUCCAGCCCACAGUCAGGGUUGUCAUGUUUACCCGGCAUCUGUGUAUCACCUCAACACCAGGGCCACAGAUCUCCCCCGGGAUGCAUUCUUCAAAGGUGUGCUGGAAGAUGGACUGUCCUCCAACGGCGUGCCCCGAUCGACAGCCCCAGGUGGAAUAUCCAACCCAGAGAAGAGGAUGAGCUGUGGGACCCAGUGCCCGAAUCCCCAGAGCCUCACCUCAGGCCCUCUGACCCAGAAACAGAAUGGCCUGCGGACCACGGAGGCUAAAAGAGACGCUAAGCGAAUGUCUGCAAAAGAAGUCACCAUUAAUGUUACAGACAGUAUCCGACAGGCAGACAGAAGUCGAAGAAUCUCGAAGAACUGUGUUAACUAGCAGGAGCGUUCGGCUGGCAGCGCCGAUGGACAGCUCUGGUGCCCUCCACCUACUGGAGCCCAUCAAGGAGCCUUGAAGAAGCGGGUGGCCCCUGCUGGACGUGAGCGCUGCUGAGUGCCCCGAGGGACCGUCUUACCGGGCAGGGAGCGGCUGCCUGGGCUGCGGGGACGUUCUCGGCGCCCUCCUCACCACAGAGCUGUACUGGCACAGUGCUUGCAAACGGUGAUACGCUGCAGUGACGGUGCCUGUCUGCAGCCCCUGCGAUGCGGUCUGACGUGGCCGUGGUGAGCGAGAGCCACGGGCGGGUUUGUGACACGGAGAAAAGUGGACGGAGUGCGUUUCCUGGGAGAACGACGCGCACGUGGGCUCUCAGCCCCGCUGGCCGUGGCGGUGUGCGCUCUGGCGGGUCGGCCUGUUCCUUCGUUCUGUCUUUCGGAAGGAAGCCCACCGUCGGCAAGCCUACCGUGUUCACUUCACAGUCGUCUUCCGCCCACCUGUAAACCCAGGUGUAGGAGAGACCGAGAAACAGGGAAAACCCCUGUGACACCCGUCUCCUGAGCUCAGUCCGAGACAGAUUCAGAGAUCCAGUGUCACACAAACUAACCCCGCCCGCGCUCACAGCAUGUUUGGGGAGGUCUCUGUGAUGCAGUCACACCUGUCUCUCAUCUGCCUUCAGUGUCCCCCCCCCCCCCAUACAGGUGUCCGUGUCUGCCCACGUACCGCAAUAUCGUGGUCACCGUGGUCAACACAUCCGACCAGGACGGCCCUCAGGGCUUAGCCAGACAUUGCAUUUCAGAGCGUCCCAGUUGUCUUCGCUUGUGCUCUUGAGUGUCUGUUCUCUCCAGUUGGGUCAUUUGCAGUUGUUAAUCAAAGCGUAGACACUGCUCGCAAGAGGCAGAUAAUCCAGAACAUACUGGCAGCACAUAGCCUCUCGUACACAGCGCCAGGCCUAGGGCUACGUCGUGUGCUGUCCGUGAAGGAAUCGCUUUAUUUUUUUUUUAACGUUUAUUUAUUUUUGAGACAGAGAGCAUGAACAGGGGAGGGGCAGAGAGAGGGAGACACAGAACCGGAAGCAGGCUCCAGGCUCUGAGCUGUCAGCCCAGAGCCCGACGCGGGGCUCGAACCCACGGACCGCGAGAUCGUGACCUGAGUUGAAGUCGGACGCUUAACCGACUGAGCCACCCAGGCGCCGGAAGGAAUCGCUUUAGAAAGGCAGUGCCGAGUUGAUGUGCCAUCACAUUGACCGACGUGCACUGUGUUAGAAAUCAGAGGCAGUAAAAAAAAAUAUUUUGAUAGAUUAAAAUUAUCUAACAUUUCUUUACACGUGUUAGGUGGAAGCAUCUUCCUCCAAAGUAAUGUAGCAUAAUUUUAAACGAUUGUUAACAUGCCUGGACUGGGAAAGGUAGGACUAAAGUUGUACCAAAUGAUACCAAUAAACUCCAUGUUUAGCAGAAA
Felis catus (domestic cat) is the source of this 3227-nucleotide messenger RNA. RefSeq names its product BAALC binder of MAP3K1 and KLF4 (gene BAALC). The coding region runs from base 1227 to 1772 and encodes 181 amino acids. The transcript is spliced from 8 exons. The record is from RefSeq and is a predicted model, not a curated record. Lineage: Eukaryota; Metazoa; Chordata; Mammalia; Carnivora; Felidae. Gene Ontology annotation, cellular component: cytoplasm.